AUGGAUUUCCUUAUGAAAUGGAAUAGCAUCGUUCAUCAGUUAGACGCUUUACCAGGUAUUACGGACGGCGACUCUAAUGAGAAAGCAAUUAUCAAGCGGUGUUUAUCAAAGGAAACAUUGCAAGCCUUGUAUCAGAGAUAUGAUACUUGUGAACUCAGUGUAGAUCAAUUGAGAAAGGGCAUUGAGAAAUUGAUUGAGCGUUUAGGUAGAAGUAAUAUGCAUAACCCCCCGCCAUCACCGUCCAACCCAGUUAAGAGUGGCAAGGAUCGUAACACGAGUUCGAAAAACGAGCGUCAAGCUAAUUCGCCUAGUAGAAAUACCCCUAAGAAAAUGACUUUUUCUUGUUGUUUUUGUCAAGGCGAACACAGCGGUAAGGUCUGCACGAAAUACAAUACUUUAGAGACUAGAAGAGCUCGUAUCAAUGAAUUACAACUAUGCUUUGGUUGUUUAAGAAAGGGUCAUCGUAUAUUUGAAUGUAACAGUAAUAAGACAUAUUGUUUUAACUGCAAUGGUAAACAUCAUACAUUCCUAUGUGCUAGACUAUUACCUAAUUCUACGAGCGUCUAUGUAAAUUCGUCUCGGCAACCUUCUAGCACCAAAUCAGGUCGUAGUAGAGUUGAUAAUAAGCCUAUAGAAACUGCACAAUCGCAGCCUAGUUUCAGUACUAGUGAGAAAUCUGCGGCCACGAGUAAUCAGAGUAAUUCUCAGAAGAAUGUUAACAGUAAUCAAGUAACUGUGAAAAAUGUAGCAUCUCUUCAACCGACAGCGUUACCGACAGCCACCCUUCUUUUGAGUAAUGAUGGGAAUCGGAUCCCGGUUCGAGCCUUUUUAGAUAGCGGAUCUCAAAGAACGUUCAUUAACCCAGAAGUUGUUGAGAAAUUGAACUUAGUGCCCAUAAAACAAGUGGAACUUACAUUAAUUCCGUUUGGAGACAAUGUUGAAACUAAAAUGUUUGAUGUAGUAAGAGUAAUAGUUCGAGCAGGUACUAAACGUAUCAAAUUAAAUGCUGUUGUUUGUAAUCAUGUUAACACUUCCAUACACACACCUGGUCUACACAACGUGUAUCUGCGAUUGCAAGAACGAGGUGUUAAACUGGCAGAUAAGAAUAUUGAAUCAGAUACCCUCAGUGAUAUAGGUUUAAUUAUUGGUGCUGAUUAUUAUAAUGCAUUUGUGUAUUGUCACGAUAAAUAUGAUGAUGUAUGUUUGCUUGGUAGCACCGCCGGUGCUGUUAUUUUUGGUCCUAUACCCUAUUGGGCUUGUAAUGUUAUCAGUGAUGAUGAAAAUGUAAGAUCUGUAAUAAGUACACAGAGUAUAGUUUGCUCGAGAGUCACUGCUUCUGUAAAUCCUCUUGACGGUGAGGAUAUUUCUAGACUGUGGUCAUUAGAUACGAUCGGCAUCGGGAAGGAUGCGCGAUCCUAA
Macrobrachium nipponense is the source of this 1419-nucleotide messenger RNA. RefSeq lists its product as uncharacterized. The record is from RefSeq and is a predicted model, not a curated record. NCBI's taxonomy places the organism in Eukaryota, Metazoa, Arthropoda, Malacostraca, Decapoda, Palaemonidae. The transcript has a single exon. The coding region runs from base 1 to 1419 and encodes 472 amino acids.